UAAUCGGCAUUCCGCGGAGGGCAAAUGUACACUGAUCAUCAGUGCCCAUCAGUGCCACAUCAAUGCCACAUAUCAGUGCCUACCAGUGCACAUUAAUGCUACAAAUCAGUGCCCAUCUUAGCUGCCUUUCAGUGUCACCCAUCAGUGCAAUCAGUGCCACCUAUCAGUGCCAGUCAGUGCCACCUAUCACUGCUGCCUAUCAGUGCCAUAUAUCAGUGCUGACUUUCAGUGACCAUCAGUGAUGCCUGUCAAUGCCCAUCAGUGCCACCUACCAGUGCCUCCUCAUCAGUGCAAAUCAGUGCCACCUAUCAGUGUCCAUCAGUGCAGCCUAUCAGUGCCCAUCACUGCAGCCUCAUUAGCGCACAUCAGUGA
Staurois parvus is the source of this 372-nucleotide messenger RNA. NCBI's taxonomy places the organism in Eukaryota, Metazoa, Chordata, Amphibia, Anura, Ranidae. The record is from the annotation of a GenBank genome assembly.